Messenger RNA from Punica granatum (pomegranate), 1004 nucleotides. NCBI's taxonomy places the organism in Eukaryota, Viridiplantae, Streptophyta, Magnoliopsida, Myrtales, Lythraceae. The record is from RefSeq and is a predicted model, not a curated record.
AUAAAUAUCAAAGACAUGCCGGCAUUCCUCUCAUUUGGUACUUAGUCUUCUCCUUCAAUUUUCUCUCUUACCAACUUCAAACAUAAAAGCACAAAAACAACAAGAAGAAGAAGAAAUGGGCAGAUCAUCUUCAUCACCUUCUUCAUCAAUCGAUAGCACCAGCAACCUAACCCCACUCUCCCCCUCGUCUCCCAAUUCUUCGUCGUCUUCAUCUUCGAUCUGCCUCUCAAGCAACUUCACCAGCCGAACCACGAGAAGAUCAAUCCGGAGAGACUUGAGCACUGAUCUAAGGCUUGGACUCAGCAUCUCCUCCUCCCCCAAACAUGUCCUCCCCAACAACAACGUUGUCUCAAUCCAAAGGGUUGACAACCAGCAACGGCCUGACUGGCCGCCCAUCAAGCCGCUCCUGAGGAGCGCGCUUUCGGGGAGAUCGGCCGAGGAGAGACAUGGGGCCGCCAGCUCCCUGUUCGUCAAGGUGUACAUGGAAGGGGUCCCGAUCGGGCGGAAACUGGACCUACUCAACCACGACGGAUACGCUAAUCUCGCCGAAACUCUUGCCCACAUGUUCAAGGCUCCCAUUCUCUGUCCAAAUGGAAGUAGAGCUCACUCCGACAAGCAUUAUGUUUUAACGUAUGAAGACAGAGAAGGGGACUGGAUGAUGGUUGGAGAUGUCCCGUGGGAGAUAUUCAUGAGCACAGUGAAGAGACUGAAGAUCACACGAGCUGACAGAUGCUAGAGAAGAUUCGAUAUCUAUUCUUUCGGCAUGUGAAUAUAUAUAGACAUCCUAAAUGCUGCAUAUACUAAUUUUUUGCAAAUUUAGGGAGAAAAUCGAACAUAUAUAUUGUCAGCUAGGAAGAAAGUAGUAGAUGUACAUUUUAGACAAUUACCCGAGACUCUUGGAAUUCUAUAAAUUAUAUAACUCUACAUAGUUUAUAUAUUUAUACGUUUCAUUGGAAGUCAUUGUUGAAGAAACCAGUCUUUCACUUGAUCUGUUGAUCCCUCUA